Messenger RNA from Schistosoma turkestanicum, 1498 nucleotides. NCBI's taxonomy places the organism in Eukaryota, Metazoa, Platyhelminthes, Trematoda, Strigeidida, Schistosomatidae. The record is from the annotation of a GenBank genome assembly.
UAUUUUGAAAAUACCUCACCGACUGAAGAAUCGGUCACUUUGAGAAAACCAAGAUUUUUAGAAAAAAUUGAAAAACCAAUACCACGUCCAGUAACACCAGAUUGUGUAUCAGCAAAAAGUGAAGAAUCUGAAAGAUGUGAAUUAGCUACAAUUAUGCUGCAACAAUUAAUACGUGGACGUGCAAUACAAACACAAAUGUAUGAAGGUAAAGAGAAACGUCGUGAAUUAAUCGCUGAAUUAAGAUCAACACAUGCUUUGCUAGAAGAUGAACAAGCUCAGAAAAAACGUGAAAAACUAACAAUUCUAACAAAACAAGAAGAUUUCAGUCAUCUUAUACAUCAGGAACAUAUGAUAGAAGAUAUUUUAGGACAAUUUGAAUGUGAUAGUUUAGCAAAUAUGUUAGAUUUUCUAAGUAAAGAAUUAGAUCGUUUAAUUGAAGCACGACGUAUACAUGCAUUGAUACUCAUAGCUGAACGUCAACGUCGUAUUCGUGAAGCCGAGGAGAGUGGUACACGUCAAAAAGAAGAACGUCGUAGACGAGAACAAGAUGAAAUUUUCAAACAACUUGUUAAAGUUCAUGAAGAAACAGUGGAUAGUUAUUUGGAAAAUAUCAUUGGAUUCACUGUAGACAGUACUGCUGAUUAUUUGGCUAAAGAUGAAAUUUCCAAAUUAGCUAAACAAAUGAAUCUCAAUGAUGAGAAUGUUUAUGCACAACUUGAUGAAUUAAAAGCAAAUGAAUUAGCUGCUGAAUUAUUGCAUAAUUUCUUAAUACCAUUUGUAAAUAAAAAUUCCUACGAGUUGCAUAAACGAAGACGUGAACGCAAAUAUUUGUUAGCUGCACAUAAUGAAAUAUGGGGUCCAGCACAAGAUACUGUUGAAAUUGUAUCGAACACAAAUGAUUUACAAUGUUGUAAACGUCAAGAUGCAACAACUCUAACACCAAAUGACUGGUGGCCAGAACAGUCACAGAACAGUCAGUCAUAUGAUGAUGAGGAGAAUUCGUUGGAAGAGAAUAAAACGGAGUCAGAUUUCAUAACUGAUAACCUGAACAAUGAUGACAAUAGUAGUAAUGAUUCAAAUAAUGUAUAACAGCUGAACGAUUUUAUGCUUUUUUAAUGCUGAAUGAUCAUUGUUUCCCCUAAUCAUAUAAACAAAUACAUACAUUCAGCAUUCAAUUAAUAAAACAUGAGUGUGUACAAAUAUGUUGAGCCCAGAGGGCUUGUCGUAGUUUGCGGACAAACUAAUUAACCUUUUCUAUAAGAGUUACUAUUUACCUGUCAUUCGACCGUGUCUAUUAUUCAUUCAUAUUCGUGGUUGCUUUUAUUUGUGAGUGUGUGUGUGUGUCCACUGCUUACUCCGCUUAUCACACAUUUAGUCAUGCCUCAUCACAUUGAGUUAGCUCAAUCGUUUUCACUUAGCUUCGCUUCGCUUUUACUUUUCCUAUCCUCAAAUUUGUUUCCUUAAAUAAAUGCAUAAAAUAAAUCCAUCCUCAAAACUG